Leptomonas pyrrhocoris is the source of this 1955-nucleotide messenger RNA. RefSeq lists its product as hypothetical. The record is from RefSeq and is a predicted model, not a curated record. The transcript has a single exon. Bases 1179 to 1955 code for a protein of 258 amino acids. NCBI's taxonomy places the organism in Eukaryota, Euglenozoa, Kinetoplastea, Trypanosomatida, Trypanosomatidae.
GUAUUUCUUUUUUCUUUUGAGUGGGAUCGGCACAGCAAACAUCGCAGAUCCGCGAGCCGCGACGCGACAUCUCGCAAACGUAAGACAAAGGCGGAAGGGAAAACCAACAAAUAACUGAAAAGGUUGUGCCAUUAAGUCGCUCGUACUUCAUGCUCAGCGUCAGUGUCAGCCAACCGUUUUCGCUCUUCCACCGACCCCGUUCGCGUCUGCUCACGUUUCUUCGAUGCAUGUAUGCCUGCCCUAAAACGGAUAAAAUAGUUGUUGACGAACAACGAUAAGGGUUGUUUUCUCUACAAGGUAUGUGUGUCCUCCGUCCUCCUAACGUUUUUAGCUCUCCUCUGGCGGCUCAUCGCGCUCAGCCUUGCUGCGCGAAAAUGUUAUAUAUAUAUGAUGCCCUACGAAGAGAGUUAGAGAGAAAAAAAAUAUGGAGAUGCACUGCGGAAAACAAUUCAUGCGUGCGCAUUUCUGCUGAGUUUCGAAUCUAGACGUUUUGUUUAAUGCCUGCUACGAGUAUCUGUGUUCGACACUGCACUGUUUUAUAGAAAGCAAAGGUGCCACCCACUUCUUAUUUAUUUAUGUUUGUGUUUUGUGUUGUUUUCAUUUACACUUCUGUUUUCAGACUUCUCGUUCUGACGUCGUGCAACGCGUCUAAAAGUUUUUCUCCUUAUCUUUCGAUGCGGAUGUAAUUCUUUUUUUCAGCGUUACGCCAUCUUUUGCAAAGGAAAAAAGUGAAAUCUGUUCACGUUUCAAACAUCUUCCUGGAAAACACAACAAAGAAAGAAGUCAACGGUUACUCCGGUGAUGAAUGAAGAACUCAGUCGAUGAAGGCUGUGUGAGAGUGCCUCCCUCGCUGACGCACCUUUGCACGCGAGGAGGAGGCGUCCGUCGUUUGAUGCAUGAGAGUGUCAUUCGAGUCCCCCCUCUUAUCUUAAUUUUCAAGCGCAAGUUGGGGCAACGGCGAAAGCCAUUCUUUUAUGAAUGUACUGCUUUACGUUUCUUUUUUUCUUCGAUCGGGUAACACGGCGGAGGUGCUACCUCCGGUGACGCUGAAGACGUCGUCGUCUGCUGCUGAAGGUUCGUGAUUGUCUACUUCAUUUCUCGUACUUCUCUUUCUUUAUCGUUUCUGAUCAGAUUUUUCUCGCCUCUCUGUUCUUGCCAUUGCCAUCGCAUUUCUUUCGAUGAUGAACGCGCUGGGUGACCGCUGCCACUCUGUGCUGGUGCUGGUGGACACCACGCACCUUACCGCCCCCCUGCUCGACACCGCCUGCGGCUAUCACGUGGGUUGUGUGCUCACCUCCGCAGACGCCGACAACGCCCCGUCUUCAAAAGACAUUACGGCACAUGUUACAUCUUUUUGCAGCGAGAACACGGUUGCCUGUGCCGUGCAGAAGGUAACCGAUGAAGUGGCGCGGAGUCUUCCCAUGCGAGGUGCGAGUGCCACUGAGCAUUUGACGAAGCCCAUGACGCUCUUCGACGCGACGGGCGUGGCAGACGUGUCGCUGCUCAUUUCACUUCUUUCAUGGCUGUACGGUGAGGUAAACAGUGGUGGGUCGACGCCACAGAAGGCGUCGGCAGAGACCCCCUACACCCUCGUCGCCGUUCUGGAUGUGUCUCGAGGCGCCCUCUGCACCCCCUCCUCCGACUACGCACGGACGGACGCCUAUGCGUGGCUGCGUCCAACCCCGAGCUACUAUUCCGAACUGCUAGAUGCCGCGAAGUCGCAGUGUGCGACCUCGACGGAUGGCUCCUGCUCCGUUGACUUCCAUUGCUAUGUGUUUCCCGUGCAGGUGUACUCGCGCUACCCCGUUGUUCGCGAUCGCGGAUUGCAGGAAGGACUAUAUGGUGGAGAGGCCACCGAGGUGCCCGUGGAGCAGUGGACGAAUAAGUCUACCCUCAACGCCCUGCUGCGAGAGCUGGCCUUCAAGGCAGGGCAGCUUGCCAAGUACGGAGCGUGA